Messenger RNA from Lachancea dasiensis, 1506 nucleotides. The record is from the annotation of a GenBank genome assembly. NCBI's taxonomy places the organism in Eukaryota, Fungi, Ascomycota, Saccharomycetes, Saccharomycetales, Saccharomycetaceae.
AUGGAGGCCUCAAAUUUGCAAAUAUAUUGGCAUGAAUCGCAACCGAUCUACAGUCUCUGCUUUCAGUCAAUAGAAAGGGAGAAGGAUCAACCAACAAGACUAGUCACUGCCGGCGGGGAUAAUAAAAUAAGAAUUUGGCAACUGAACUUCAGCAAGACCAACAACGGAAAAGUGGAUACCAUUGAUUUCCUGUCUUCAUUGAACCAGCACGAACAAGCCGUCAAUGUAGUGAGGUUUGACUCCAGAAACGAAGUUUUAGCUUCCGCUGGUGAUGAUGGGCAACUGCUUCUCUGGAAAAAGAACGAUACCAUGACCAAAGAUUUUGGUUUGAGCGAGGAGGACUACGCAGAUUUCAAGGAAUCCUGGUACGUUUGGAAGAGGCUGCGCUCUUCUGCUGCGGCUGGCUCGUCAGAAAUAUAUGACAUAUCUUGGAGUCCCGAUGACAAGUACAUUGUAAGUGGAUCAAUGGAUAACAGCAUAAGAGUCUUUGACGUUGAGGAAAGUACUUGUGUAGCUACUAGUGGUGACCACAAUCACUAUGUGCAAGGUGUUGUUUGGGACCCGCAGAACGAGCUCAUUAUUUCGCAGUCUGCAGAUCGUUCGGUACAUUUGCAUCGAAUAGAUAGGGAUUCCAGCGGAUCGAUAGUCGACUUAAAGCUGAUCAACAAAAUUACAAAAGGAGAGCUUCCCAGUAGGAGAGGGUUCAAUUCCACAGAACUAGACUAUUCUGUUAUUAAGUCUUCAUUUUUGUUCCACAAUGAGACUCUGCCAUCUUUUUUUCGCCGUCUUGCCAUGUCGCCCUGCGGAAACCUUUUGUGCGUGCCCACAGGUGUAUUCAAGAAUUGCGAUAGCUCAUCUGAAAGUGGUAACGGUAGUGAUGUACUCGCUAAUGCGGUGUAUGUCUUCACAAGAUCUUACCUGAUGCAAAAUAGUAACACACCAGCACUCGUUCUGCCAUUUCUGAAAAAACCGGCUCUAGUCAUCGCAUUCAACCCUCGGUAUUAUCAGCUUUCUGGUAGCGGAAAACCAUAUAUUCAAGUGCCUUAUAAGCUGAUCUUCGCUGUUGCCACCACUGAUGAGGUUUUCAUUUACGAUACAGAAUCUGUCGAGCCAGUUUGCACAAUUGGCAAUUUACAUUAUACGCCGAUAACCGACUUGUCAUGGUGUCGAGAUGGUUCAAUGCUAAUGAUAUCGUCUACGGAUGGUUUUUGUUCCUAUGUAUCCAUUGAUAAAGGAACCCUGGGGUCACUUUUCGCCGGAAAAGAAGUCGAUCCGCAGGACAAAGUCUCCCAAAAGGCGCCGGACUUCAAAACUCAAACUCCUUCGAUCAUAAAUACGCUACAGAUCAAGCGGAAGGUGCCGCCUCGUGACAAAGCGAUUGACAAAAUGCCACCCUCAGUUGGAAAUGUCGGCGACUUAACAGCUGCUUCUCAAGAAAUUGGCAGCGAGGAAGGACCCAAAAAGCGCAGGAUACAGCCCACGCUUUUAGAGGGCGCAAUGAAGUGA